CAAAAUGGCCUCGCCGGCUGACAGCUGUAUCCAGUUCACCCGCCAUGCCAGUGACGUUCUUCUCAACCUUAAUCGCCUCCGGAGCCGCGACAUCUUGACUGAUGUCGUCAUCGUGGUCAGCCGUGAACAGUUUAGAGCCCAUAAGACAGUUCUGAUGGCCUGCAGCGGCCUGUUCUAUAGCAUCUUCACAGACCAGUUGAAGUGCAACCUCAGCGUGAUCAAUCUGGAUCCUGAGAUCAACCCUGAGGGCUUCUGCAUCCUCCUGGACUUCAUGUACACAUCUCGGCUCAACCUGCGGGAAGGGAACAUCAUGGCCGUGAUGGCCACCGCUAUGUACCUACAGAUGGAGCACGUUGUGGACACUUGCCGGAAGUUUAUCAAGGCCAGUGAAGCAGAGAUGGUUUCUGCCAUCAAACCUUCCCGUGAAGAGUUUCUGAACAGCCGGAUGCUGAUGCCCCAAGACAUCAUGGCCUAUCGGGGUCGGGAGGUGGUGGAGAACAACCUCCCACUGAGGAACACCCCUGGGUGUGAGAGCAGAGCUUUUGCUCCCAGCUUGUACGGUGGCCUGUCCACACCACCAGCCUCUUACCCCAUGUACAGUCACCUCCCAGUCAGUCCGUUCCUCUUCUCUGAUGAGGAACUUCGAGAUGCUAGGAUGCCUGUGGCCAACCCCUUCCCCAAGGAGCGAGCACUCCCUUGUGAUAGUGCCAGGCCAGGGCCUAGUGAGUACAGCCGGCCGGCCCUGGAGGUGUCUCCCAGCCUGUGCCACAGCAGCCUCUACUCACCCAAGGAAGCAGUCCCAGAGGAAGCACGAGGUGACAUGCGCUACAGUGUGGCCGAGGGCCCCAAGCCUGCUGCCCCCACAGCCCGGAAUGCCCCAUACUUCUGUGACAAGACCAGCAAAGAAGAAGAGCGACCCUCUUCAGAGGAUGAGAUUGCCCUGCAUUUCGAGCCCCCCAACGCACCCUUGAAUAGGAAAGGUCUGGUUAGUCCACAGAGCCCCCAGAAAUCUGACUGCCAGCCCAACUCACCCACAGAGUCCUGCAGCAGCAAGAAUGCCUGUAUCCUUCAGGCCUCUGGUUCCCCUCCAGCCAAGAGUCCCACUGAUCCCAAAGCCUGCAACUGGAAGAAAUACAAGUUCAUUGUGCUCAACAGUCUCAACCAGAAUGCCAAGCCGGAGGGGCCCGAGCAGGCUGAACUGGGCCGCCUCUCACCGAGAGCUUACACUGCCCCACCUGCCUGCCAGCCACCGAUGGAGCCUGAGAACCUUGACCUCCAGUCCCCAACCAAGCUCAGUGCCAGCGGGGAAGACUCCACCAUCCCCCAAGCCAGCCGGCUCAACAACAUCAUGAACAGGUCCCUGACAGGCUCCCCACGCAGCACCAGUGAGGGCCACUCGCCCCUCUACAUGCAUCCCCCCAAGUGCACAUCCUGUGGCUCUCAGUCCCCGCAGCACACAGAGAUGUGCCUCCAUACCGCUGGCCCCACGUUCCCGGAGGAAAUGGGAGAGACUCAGUCUGAGUACUCAGACUCCAGCUGUGAGAAUGGGGCCUUCUUCUGCAAUGAAUGUGACUGCCGCUUCUCUGAGGAGGCCUCGCUCAAGAGGCACACGCUGCAGACCCACAGUGACAAACCCUACAAGUGUGACCGCUGUCAGGCCUCCUUCCGCUACAAGGGCAACCUGGCCAGCCACAAGACCGUCCACACGGGUGAGAAACCCUAUCGUUGCAAUAUCUGUGGGGCCCAGUUCAACCGGCCAGCCAACCUGAAAACCCAUACUCGAAUUCACUCUGGAGAGAAGCCCUACAAAUGCGAAACCUGUGGAGCCAGAUUCGUACAGGUGGCCCACCUCCGUGCCCACGUGCUCAUCCACACUGGGGAGAAGCCCUAUCCCUGCGAAAUCUGUGGGACCCGCUUCCGGCACCUUCAGACUCUCAAGAGCCACCUGCGUAUCCACACGGGAGAGAAACCUUACCAUUGCGAGAAGUGUAAUCUGCAUUUCCGCCACAAAAGCCAGCUGCGACUUCACCUGCGCCAGAAGCAUGGCGCCAUCACCAACACCAAGGUGCAAUACCGCGUGUCCGCCACCGACCUGCCUCCGGAGCUCCCCAAAGCCUGCUGAAGCAUGGAGUGUUGACACUUUCCCCUCCAGCCACUCCUCAGAAUCGACCCAAAGGAUACUGUAACACUUUACAACAACGUCCAUCCCAUGAUGUAGUGCCUCUUUCAUCCACUAGUGCAAAUCAUAGCUGGGGGCGGGGGGUGGGGGACGGGGCCUGGGGGGCCUGGGAGCUGCAGCGGCUUGCCUCCCCCAACUGCCAUAAAACAUAAGAAAAUAAUAUCGCUUCUUCUCCUCCGUGUAAGGCAAACCAUGUCAGCAAACACAGCAAAAUCAUUUUAUAUAUCAAAGCAGGGGAAUAUGCGAAAGUUCUGACUUGACUUCGUCUGGAAAAUGAGGAAUGUAUAUGUUUUGUGGGAACACAUAUUUCUUUUGUAUGUAAAUGAGCAUUCUUUUAAAAGACCGGACUUCAGUAUGUUAUCAAAGAGAGGGCUUUAAUUUUUUUAACCAAAGGUGAAGGAAUAUAUGGCAGAGUUGUAAAUAUAUAAAUAUAUAUAUAAUAUAAAUAUAUAAACCUAAAAAGAUAUAUUAAAAAUAUAAAACUGCGUAAAAGGCUCGAUUUUGUAUCUGCAGGCAGACACGGAUCUGAGAAUCUUUAUUGAGAAAGAGCACUUAAGAGAAUAUUUUAAGUAUUGCAUCUGUAUAAGUAAGAAAAUAUUUUGUCUAAAAUGCCUCAGUGUAUUUGUAUUUUUUUGCAAGUGAAGGUUUACAAUUUACAAAGUGUGUAUUAAAAAAAUGAAAAGAACAAAAAAAGCCGAAGAAGGAGAAAAUGUGUAAUUUUGUUCUAGUUUUCAGUUUGUAUAUACCUGUACAAUGUGUCCUCACGGUGCCUUUUUUCACGGAAGUUUUUAGCGAUGGACGGGAGUGUGCCAUCCCUUUUUGAAGUGUAGGCAGACACAGGGACUUGAAGUGGUCACUAACUAAACUCUCUUAGGGAGUGUUUGUCUCAUCCCAUUCUGCGUCAUGCUUGUGUUAUAACUUCUCCGGAGACAGGGUUUGGCUGUGUCUAAACUGCAUUACCAUGUUGUAAAAUAUAGCUGUACAAAUAUCGGAAUAAAAUGUUGAAAAAUCA
Messenger RNA from Cavia porcellus (domestic guinea pig), 3191 nucleotides. RefSeq names its product BCL6 transcription repressor (gene Bcl6). The transcript has 8 exons. The record is from RefSeq and is a predicted model, not a curated record. Lineage: Eukaryota; Metazoa; Chordata; Mammalia; Rodentia; Caviidae. Gene Ontology annotation, cellular component: nucleus. Bases 5 to 2122 code for a protein of 705 amino acids. Gene Ontology annotation, molecular function: DNA-binding transcription factor activity, RNA polymerase II-specific; protein binding. Gene Ontology annotation, biological process: regulation of transcription by RNA polymerase II.